Momordica charantia (bitter melon) is the source of this 2285-nucleotide messenger RNA. Its product is annotated as ABC transporter G family member 9. Gene Ontology annotation, molecular function: ATP binding; ATP hydrolysis activity; ABC-type transporter activity. Gene Ontology annotation, cellular component: plasma membrane. The record is from RefSeq and is a predicted model, not a curated record. Lineage: Eukaryota; Viridiplantae; Streptophyta; Magnoliopsida; Cucurbitales; Cucurbitaceae. Gene Ontology annotation, biological process: transmembrane transport.
CGGAAGCAAAAAACUGGUGACCAUAAUCUCAGGAAAGAAAAACUGCAGAGUUUGUUGAGAAAGAUCCACAGAGAUCUUCAAUUCAAAAUCCUGAAAAAAAAAACAAACACUCUCUCUUCUAGUUUUCUUCGUCGAAAUCCUCUCUUUGUGUUACUUACUCACACUUUUUUUCCACUUCCCAACGAAGUUGUUGAAACAAGACAAAAUAACCAGCUCCUCCCUGUUAUUCCUCCCAUCGAUUUCUUUUUAUCACUGCGUGAGAGAGAAAAAAAGAAAAAAGAGCACAAAAAUGGCAGACAUUGAGGCAGCUCAGACCAACAACACGACGGAUCCAUCCGAAGCCGCUGCCUUUUUCACCAAGGCAAAUCGCCCUCUCACGUUGAUGUUUCACAACGUAAAUUACAAGAUCAAACCCAAAAAAGCAGGGUUCUUGAUUCCAAAGAAGGCCAACAAUUCGGAAGAGAGAACGAUAUUGAAAGGAAUAACCGGCGUGGUCCGUCCUGGGGAGAUGCUGGCCAUGUUGGGUCCGUCAGGGUCCGGCAAAACCACACUCCUCACGGCGUUGGGCGGUCGACUCGGCGGACGGCUGGUCGGGACCAUAGCCUACAACGGGAAGCCUUUCUCCAAUAAGAUGAAGCGCAACAUCGGUUUCGUUACUCAAGAUGACAUUCUCCUCCCCCACCUGACCGUCACCGAAACCCUAGUCUUCACUGCGCUUCUAAGGCUGCCCAAUACYYUAACCAAACAACAGAAAGUGGCYCARGCSGAGGCAGUGAUCUCCCAGCUGGGGCUGAGCAAGUGYAAAAACGGCGUCGUGGGAGGCCAAACAUUGAGAGGGGUUUCUGGAGGGGAGAGAAAAAGAGUGAGCAUUGGGCAAGAGAUGCUUAUAAACCCUAGUUUGCUGUUCUUGGACGAGCCCACUUCCGGGCUCGACUCGACCACGGCGCAGAGGAUUGUUUCGACGCUGUGGGAGGUGGCGAACAGCGGGAGGACGGUGGUGAUGACGAUCCAUCAGCCGUCGAGUCGGCUGUUCUAUAUGUUUCAUAAGAUCUUGUUGCUUUCAGAAGGGAACACUAUAUACUUUGGGAAGGGAUCGGAGGCUAUGGAUUAUUUCUCGAGUAUUGGGUAUUCUCCAUCUGUGCCUAUGAACCCUUCGGAUUUUCUGCUGGAUCUUGCCAAUGGUUUGUCAAUGAAUGAUCCAGAGGAGGAAGCAGCCAUGGUUAAGCAGAAACUUAUAGCAUCUUACAAGAGCCACAUUGCGGAGAAGUUGGAGUUGGAUGUACAACAAAGUGAUGAGCAUUUGUUGGAAGAUCAUGGGGCAGAAGACAAGGGGUUGGGGCGUUGGUCCACAACUUGGUGGCAACAGUUCUGUGUGCUGCUGAGGAGAGGAAUUAAGGAAAGAAAGCACGAAUCCUUCUCUCGGCUUAAGGUUGGGCAGGUUUUAGCAGUUGCACUCAUCUGUGGACUCUUGUGGUGGCAGUCUGAUGAUUCCCAUUUACAAGAUAAGAUUGGGCUGUUUUACUUCUCAUCAAGCUUCUGGGGUUUCUUCCCUCUGUUACAAGCCAUCAGCAUGUUCCCAAAAGAACGCAUGAUCCUGGCAAAGGAACGAUCCUCCGGAAUGUACAGGCUCUCCUCCUACUUCCUCUCAAGGACCACCGGCGACCUCCCGAUGGAGCUCAUCCUCCCCACCGUCUUCGUCCUCAUAAUCUACUGGAUGGCGGCCCUCAAACGCUCCGCCGCGGCCUUCUUCGCAACUCUAUUUUCUCUACUUCUCAGCGUAUUGGUGUCUCAAGGGUUCGGGCUGGCCAUCGGCGCCCUUGUCAUGGACCAAACUUCAGCCACCACACUGGGAUCAGUCCUCAUGCUAUGUUUCCUUCUAACAUCGGGGUACUUUGUGCAGCACGUGCCUCGGUUUGUUGCUUGGACCAAGUACCUUUCCAUUGGUACAUAUUCCUACAGGCUUCUGUUGAUGUCUCAAUUUGAAGCUACUGAAACUUAUCCAUGUUCCAGCAAUGGAGGCCACUGUGAAAUUGGGGAAUUUCCAGCCAUAAAACAAGUGGGUCUUGAUAGGAAACUCACAACCGUUGUUGCCUUGGUUGUAAUGCUUGUUGGGUAUCGUCUUGUUGCUUAUAUUGCGUUGAUGAGGAUUGGAGUUACCAAGAAGAAGCAUUAGAAUUGGUAGGUUAGAAAAGAGAUUUUCUUAAAGUUUUUUAGCUGUAACAUUCUCAAUGAAGGAUUUGGUAGGUUAAAAAAGGAAAAUAAGUUGAGAAAUAAUGUUUCAACCA